Molecule: messenger RNA, 2637 nt
Organism: Cajanus cajan (pigeon pea)
Lineage: Eukaryota; Viridiplantae; Streptophyta; Magnoliopsida; Fabales; Fabaceae
Product: cysteine-rich receptor-like protein kinase 10
Biological process (GO): protein phosphorylation
Cellular component (GO): plasma membrane
Molecular function (GO): protein serine/threonine kinase activity; ATP binding
Source: RefSeq, a predicted model, not a curated record
AUCACCCUUCACCCCUUUGGUACCCCUCUCCGUUUUGAUGUCAGAAAACAGAUUAGAACAAGAGAAAGCCAAAACCUACCCUUUUCUCUUUCUCUCCUUCUUUAUUCUGAUAUCUGAAGCCACUGGCGACCCAGAAUACAGUUACGGAGUGUGCUACACAAGCGGAAACUACACCCCCAAUAGCUCCUACCCCACCAACCUCAAAAACGCUCUUUCCAGGCUCAUCUUCAACACACAAAUUGACUAUGGCUUCUACAGUGCCUCCUACGGCCAAGCUUCCGACAAAGUCUACUCAACUGGCCUUUGCAGAGGGGAUGUUACCCCACAUGCUUGCCGCACUUGCCUCAACAAUUCUGCUUCCCUUCUCCUAAAGCAUUGUCCACUACAUAAGGAGGCAGAAGGAGGAUAUGAUACAUGCAAGUUGCACUAUGCAUAUUACUCCUUAGAUGGUUACCAAGAAUAUAAUUUCUGGGUCUACUUGAUGUCUGAAACUAAUGUAACAGAUUGGGAUCAGUACAGCUUUGUGCUCAACAAGUUGCUGGCAACACUAAGAGACAAAGCUGCAACCGACUCCCAUCUGAAACGUAAAUAUGCUUCUGGAAAUGCCACAGCUCCCAAUUCUCAAACUAUAUAUGCUGUUGCUCAGUGCUCACCUGAUUUGUCGGUGGGAGAAUGCAACGAUUGCUUGAAUUUAGCCUUUUCGAAACUGCCAGAUUGUUGUACUAACAAUUCAGGUGGUGGAGUUAUUAGAUCAACGUGUGAUUUCAGAUACGACAACUUCAGCUUCUAUAAACCUAUGGCUGAUACAUUAACACUACAGUUGUCGCCACAAGGAUCUCCUUCUCCUUCACCUUCUCCUUCUCCUUCUCCUUCUCCUUCUCCUGUACCAUCCACCACUGCAAAUUCCUCCCAGAGUACUCAUCAUGGAAAAAGCAACAAAUCACAAGCUGUCAUCGUCAAAGUUUUGCCUCCUGUUGUUUUUCUUGGACUCCUGAUCUUUAUUUGCAUCUAUUUAGAAGUGAGAAAGUCCACAAAACAUUUAGAGAGUGAAGCUAAGGUUGAUGAAGAAAUUGGGCAAGCAGAGUCAUUACAAUUUGACUUUGACACAAUCAUAGACGCUACAAACAACUUCUCUGAUGCAAACAAACUUGGACAAGGUGGAUUUGGACCUGUUUACAAGGGCACUCUCUUCAACGAACAAGAAGUAGCAGUCAAAAGGUUAGCAAACAACUCCAGCCAAGGAGAUAUUGAAUUCAAGAAUGAAGUGCUAUUGAUGUCAAAGCUACAUCACGGAAAUUUAGUUAGGCUCCUUGGUUUCUGUUUUGAGAGAGAAGAACGACUUCUUGUCUAUGAGUUUCUUCCCAAUAAAAGUCUUGACAAAUUCAUAUAUGAUCCCAUCCAGCGUGCACAUUUGAAUUGGAAAAAACGCUACAAAAUAAUUGAAGGAAUUGCACGUGGCCUUCUUUAUCUUCAUGAGGAUUCUCAGCAGAGGAUUAUUCACCGUGAUCUCAAGUUGAGUAAUAUUCUUUUAGAUGCCAAUAUGAAUCCUAAGAUUUCAGAUUUUGGUUUGGCAAGACUAUUUGCUCUGGAUCAAACUCAGAAUAAUACAAGUACCAUUGCAGGAACAUACGGAUACAUGGCUCCUGAGUAUGCAAGACAUGGAAAACUCUCCACGAAGUUAGAUGUCUUCAGUUUUGGUGUAAUAAUACUAGAGAUUGUAAGUGGCCGAAAGAAUGGUGGACUUUAUGAUGGAGAGAAUGUGGAGCAUCUAUUAAGCUUUGCUUGGAAAAACUGGAAGAAAGGGACAGCAGCUAAUAUAAUAGAUACCACCCUAAAUAAUGCAUUGAGAGAUGAAAUAGUUCGAUGCAUUCACAUUGGGUUACUUUGUGUUCAAGAAAAGGUUUCUGAUAGACCAACAAUGGCUUCAGUGGUGCUUAUGCUUGAUAGACACUCUCUUGCUCUACCAGUUCCAUCGAAACCUGCCUAUUUUAUGAACAAUAGUUGUUUAUCAGUCAUCCAGUUUUCGGGGUGCAAUUCAGUGGACGCAGGACCAAAUGAGCAGAAAAGUGUCUCUGCUGAGGCAUCAGCAAAUGAGGCUUCAAUUAGUAGUCUACAUCCUCGUUAGAUAUCAAUCAUAUGAUUACAGUCAAAGGUGACGAUCAUAACUACAAUUAAAUGUACUAAGAGGAACAGAUGCUUGGUGCCUGCUAUUACUAAGAAGGAUUGUUCAACACCAUUUCCUUGGAAUGAUUUAUUUACUAAUUUCCCUUAUCCAAUCUCUUAUUUCUGUUUCUGUUGGGGAUGUUCCUUUAGAGGCUGAUAAAGCAAUUUUAAAUAUUAGUUUGAAUAAGUUAAUUAGUGAAUUAAUAAAAAUAUGAUAUUGAAUUGUUAGUUGAUUAGUUAGUUUCAGAUUUUAUUCUUCAGUUAUUAGUAACAAUUUCUAUAAUUAUGGAACAUAAUUUUUAUGUUUACUCUCUUGAUCCAGAUCACAAGUAUUUUUCAUUGGAGAUAAUCAUGUUUGAGCCGAGUAGGUUGACUAUGAAUUACAAAGUUCUUAUUUUGACUAUUUAACAUUGCAUAUUUAGGACUCAAACUUGAGACCACAAAUUAAAUUGAAAAAACCCCUUAUUGAUUGAU